Messenger RNA from Ochotona princeps (American pika), 954 nucleotides. RefSeq names its product olfactory receptor 51G2-like. Gene Ontology annotation, molecular function: olfactory receptor activity; G protein-coupled receptor activity. NCBI's taxonomy places the organism in Eukaryota, Metazoa, Chordata, Mammalia, Lagomorpha, Ochotonidae. The transcript has a single exon. Gene Ontology annotation, biological process: G protein-coupled receptor signaling pathway. The record is from RefSeq and is a predicted model, not a curated record. The coding region runs from base 1 to 954 and encodes 317 amino acids. Gene Ontology annotation, cellular component: membrane.
AUGAAGCUUGCAAAUAGUAGCUGGUUUCAGCCACCUGCUCUUCUUCUGACAGGCAUCCCUGGACUGGAGGCUGUGCAGAUAUGGAUCUCUAUCCCACUGUGUGUCAUGUACCUAAUUGCCCUCCUUGGGAACUGUACUAUUCUCUUUAUUAUUAAAACUACCUCUAGUCUUCAUGAGCCUCAAUACAUAUUCCUGUCCAUGCUAGCAGCUACAGAUGUGGGUCUGUCGUUGUCUACUAUGCCUACUGUUCUCAAUGUAUUCCUCCUGAACCACAGAGAGAUCGAGUUCCAUUCUUGCCUGACACAGAUGUUCUUCAUCCACACCUUCUCCUCUAUGGAGUCAGCCAUUCUGCUUGCCAUGGCCUUUGACCGGUUUGCAGCUAUUCACAACCCACUGCACUACACUGUGAUUCUAGCUCCUCCCCGGAUUAUUGGGAUGGGACUUGCAGCUGUGACGAGGGGUGUGCUGUUGAUGGUACCCUUGCCAAUUCUGCUUAAGCGUUUGCCCUUUUGCAAGGGUGUCAUUCUGUCCCACUGUUACUGCUACCACCCUGACAUCAUGAAGCUGGCUUGUGGCUCCGUCAGAGUCAACAUUAUUUAUGGGUUAUCUCUUGUCCUUUGUUCCUUUGGAGUCGAUUCUGUGUUUAUUGUCAUCUCAUAUAUCUUGAUUUUGAGAACAGUCCUGGGUAUUGUCUCAGAACAUGGCCAGGUCAAGGCACUUAACACUUGUGCUUCUCAUAUCUUCACAGUCAUUAUCUUUUAUGUGCCUCUCAUUGUUUUGGCCCUAAUUCAUAGGUUUGGUACAUUCUCAUCCCGGCUUCUCCAUGUCACCAUGGCCAAUCUCUUUCUCUUUUUGACUCCUGUCCUAAACCCAUUGGUGUAUAGUUUAAAAACCAAGCAGAUAAGAUCAGCUGUAAAUAAGAUAUUCAACUUCAGAGGAAAUUUAUUCAAGUAG